Messenger RNA from Drosophila gunungcola (fruit fly), 5050 nucleotides. It is a transcript of the gene ADD1, whose product is annotated as xin actin-binding repeat-containing protein 2. The record is from RefSeq and is a predicted model, not a curated record. NCBI's taxonomy places the organism in Eukaryota, Metazoa, Arthropoda, Insecta, Diptera, Drosophilidae. Bases 387 to 4373 code for a protein of 1328 amino acids. The transcript is spliced from 4 exons.
UAUAUACACUUCGUACAGCCGACUUCGGCUCAGAAACGAAGGGGCAGCCAUAUUGAAUUUGCGUCCGAAUGGCUGGUGGUCAUUCUCGUGUGAAAAUUCUUUUCACUCACAUUUUGGCUGGUAGAAUCAAACAUUUUUCCGAAUAUAAGUCAACAUAUAGCAAAAAUUUGCCGGUUGUGCCGCUAGCUAAUAAAAAUAUAAACACGCGCCAGUUGCACAUCGUUUGUUGUUGUUGUUGGCAAACAAUAAAAGUGUGUGAUUAGCGCGCCGCUUCUUUUUUUUUUUUGCGGCGGCAACUAUUGUGUAUUUGUUGGGCAUUUAUUGCGAAUAUUGGCUGCGAAUCUUGGUGAUUCCCAGUCCCAGGAGCAGUAGAUAGAUCAGCAAUCAUGAGCAGCAGUACUCCGGGCAGCGAAGGUGCCCUGGCGACGCCUUCGCCAUCGCCGCUGGCCAAAAUGGAUGUGGAUUUUACUGGUUCCAAAUACGAGAUGCACGCCACGCUGUCAGAUGAGGAACGCCGGUUCUACCUGAAGAUGUACCCCAAUGUGGAUCUGGUCAACCAGCGGAAGGUGCACUGCACCGUGUGCAAACUGCACCUGGGCACGGCACCCGGCUUCGAGAACAGCAUCAAAAUGCAUCCCAUCCUGCGGGUGACGCACUGCGUCAAGUGCCACGACUUCUACAACAGCGGCGAGUUCUCCAAGGGCGAGGACGGCUCAGAGCUCUACUGCCGCUGGUGCGGCCAGGGCGGCGAGGUCUACUGCUGCUCCACCUGCCCCUACGUCUUCUGCAAGUCCUGCAUCGUGAAGAACCUCUCCAAGGGCGUCAUCGUGGACAUCGAGCAGAACGAGCACUGGAACUGCUUCAGCUGCACCUCCAAGAUCCUCUGGCCACUGCGUGCCCAGCACUGGGCGCUGGUCAACUACCUCCAGACGCAAAAGAGAGCCCUCCAGAGUUUGCAGCUGCCCGAGUCAGAGAUGCGCCGCCAAUUGUUCAAGGACAGCAGCAACUGCUGCCGCCUGGCCAAGUCCAAGGCCAGCAGCCUGUCCGACUCCAUGGAGAGCCUGGAGUCGAAUGUGUCCAGGCGCAGCCAAGGCAGCGCUGCCGGCUCGACCAAACGAGCAUCCCUGCAGAAGGCCGUUCCUUCGGCUCCGCCGGCCAAACGGCCGAAAUCCUCGAAUGACGAGGUGGUCUGCACACCGGAUCUACUGAGUAUGCUGGAACCGGACUGCCAGCUCUCUGUGACCCCCAAGCCGGCUAGUCGUCAGUCGGUGCCAGCGGCCAGUGUCACAACUACAACUCCCAGGAUUGUGACCGUCCAGCAGAACUACCAACCCUCUCCAAGUUCCAGCAGCAACAGCAGCACCAGCAAUGGAGGUGGCCCCACCACGAUGGUUACGCCGCGGAGCAGCCUGCCGCCGCCGCUGGUGCUGAGUGGAUCGGGGAUUCGCUACCGCCAAAAUGCCCCGGGCACAUCCUCAAAUGUGGUGCGGCGCACCGUGGUGCCCAACUCGGUGAAGACGCCCGGUCCGGUCUUCCACACCAUCAGCGGAUUCCGGGUGGACUUGAACAGUGCUGCACAACAGGAUUCCUACCGCCUGCCCAACGGUCGAUUGAUUCAGGUGAAGCGCCAGUUGCCGCAAGCCAACCAACCGUCGCCACCGCCUCCUCCGCCGCCCAUGGCCCUUCCUCCCCAGGCCGCCGGUGUGGUCAUCCGGCCCAGGCCGCCGCUUGCCGCCAACAGGCCAGCGCUGCACAUCAGCACCUAUGGCAGCAACAUGGGCAUCUACAAUCCGCAGACCAACCAGCAGCAGCGGGCUCCACAUGUGCGUGUGGCGAACGCAAGUCAAGUGCCGCCCCCAACACUUCAAGGCCCAGCGCCAAGUGCCAAUGGAGGCCAGACCCUCAUGAUUACCCCAGUACCGCCGCCACCGCCGAAGGUUCCGACGCUGGUGCGGCACAACUUCCCCAACACACCGAUGGGCACGGCGCGUGCCCAGCUGCAGGAGCAGAUCUUCAGCGCCAUGGACAUCUGCACCCAUCUCACCGGCAAAGUGGUCUCGCUCACCCACUCCAACGCCUACAACCAGGUGCGCAACUACAUGGAGCUCAAGGAGCUGUACAUCCACAUGUCCUAUCUGAUGACCUACGCCAUCGGGCGGUUCAAGAACCUGCAGGAGAAGUGUCUGGUGGACAUGCGGGAGAAGGGUUUCAAGAACGACGCCAACAGUCUGGAGAACGGCCAGUUGGCUGCCGAAAAACAAGCCAGCGAUGACGAGGAUAAUGAAAUUGAGAUUGUGGAGCCAAAAACGGACACCAUUACCAUUGAUUCGGACAACGAGGAUGAUACGCCGUCGACCUCAACGCAACAACCUCAGCAGGAGGCUAUCAUGAAGAUAACUUCCGUGACAUCGGCGGCACCGAAAAGGGAGCUUCCGCAAAAGGAGAACCAGGUGGACAUCGAUGUGGCCGCCUUCAGCUCCACGAUAUUGGCCAGUCUGCUGGAAGUGGAGAUCAACGAUGGCGCCAACGAACCCAAGUCCGUUUCGCCGGGCCAAAAGAAGCAGCCGCGGAAGAAGACAACCAAUAAACCAAAUCCGGCACUUUUGCAGCUGGAACGCCAGCGCAUGGAGGAGUUCAAGAAGUGUGAUGCCAAGCUAAAAAUGAAGGCUGUGGUCAAGUUGAGGCGGGCCGAGGACCAGUUCGAGGUGGCGCGAAAAUGGGUGGAGGACUGCAGGAAACGGGAGCAGAAGUUGGCCGCCGAGAAGAAGGGUUCGAGUGUGGAAAAGGAUGGGCAAAGCGAGGAGCCAGAUUCAGCUAAGGAACAAACCGAGGAAAAACUCAAAAACAAGGAAAAAAUCGGAGAAAUAUUAAAGGCGGCAAUAAAAGCAAAAAUAGGAGAGAAAGAUAAGAAAACUGCCGAAGAAAAAGAAGCUCAAGAAAAAAAUGUUAAAGAAAAAGAAAAUAAGUUAGCGAAAGAAAAAACAGAAAAGGAAAAAUUAGCAAAAGAAAAAAAAUUGAAGGAAAAAUUAGCCUCCAAAGAAAUAGAAAAGAAAAAAAUAUCUGAAGAAGAAAGGGUAAAACAAGACGAAAAGAUAAAGACAAAAAUUGCCGACAAAGAAAAGGAAUUAACAAAGGAAAACAUUGUAAAGGAAGUAAAGCAGGACAAAUCUAAAAAGGUAUCAAAAAAAGAUGAAGAAUCCGAUUCCAAAAAAGUAUCGGAAAAGAAAAAGGCUGAUGAUUCUACAGAAAUGGAAGCAGAGUCCGAAAUAGUUUCGGAAACGGAACAGUCUGAUCCGAAAGAAUUGGACGGGGAUUCCGAAAAAGUAGCAGAAAACGAACCGAGUGAUGAAACCGAAAUGGAAGUCGAAUCCACAAUAGUUUCAGACAAAGAAAUGGUUAAUCAGAAUGAAAAGAAAAACAAACCAGAAACCAUUACAAAUAAAAAUAAUAUUAAUCAGAAAACUAUUUCAGAUAAAAAAGAUACAAAACCAAGUGAAGAAACAGCUACAAUGGGAAAGGAUAAAAAUAAGAUUCUCGAAGAAGAAGCUUCUGAGACAAGCAAAGUGGAAAAGAAUUCUGGGAAAGAACACAAAUCAGAAGUAUCAGAUAAAAAAGAUACAAAACCAAGUGAAAAAACAGGUACAAUCGAUAAGGAUAAAAAGAAGAUUCUCAAAGAAAAGCAUUCUAAGACAGAAACAAGUAAAGUAGAAAAGAAUUCAGAGAAAGAAAACGAAACAGAACAACUCACAGAAAAUAUAGAGAUGACAGAAGAAGCGAAAAAGGAUGCCCUUAAAGAUUUAGAAAAAGAUUCUAUUGAAGGUACCCAAUCAGAGGUGGAAGAUAUCCUAGGGGAAGAAAAAACUCUGGAGAGUGAACUGGUAGACCCAGCCAUUUCGAACUUAGACGAAGUCAUGGACACUUGCAACGAAAACGAAGAGCCUUCCGCAGCGGAACUCAUUGAAAGCAUGGACGUCACUGAACUGGACGAAACGCCCAAAGAACUGCUAGAUUGCGCCAUAGACGAGGUCAUUGCCAUGGAUGGCAUUGAACUAAGUGCAGCCACUGAGGAGCUGAUGAAGGCUUUGGACAGUCCCAGCGUCCUGGUUUCUGAGAACGCCAAUGAAGAUGAGACUGAUUUGGAUGCCAACGAUCUAAUUGAAAAUCUGCCUCUCGAAACCACGCAGCCACCAGAGAUUCUCUUGAAAGACGAUGAAAGCGAGACAUCCGGUAGAUCUGACCCGCCGACUAAGACUGAUGAAAGUGAGUCACCUUUGGCUGGCUCAGCUGAAAAUGGUGACCCCGCAAUCGAAGCCAGUGAGUGCCCAGUCGAUGCCGCACAAGAUGAGCCCGCUACGGCGCAGAUUGUUGGCUAGUUUGUGGUGAUCUUUUGAGGUCCCGCCGACGAGCAAACAUAGCACUGGACCUCAAAACCCUCCAUUUAAGAUUUCUACUAGAAAAGAGCAAAACAUUUACACAAAGAGUUUCAUGUAAAUACUUAACAGUUGCUUAUGAUUUGAACUCUCUAAAAAGUGAUUCAUAUUUCUGUAUAUCUUCUUCUGUUUUAGGAAUGUCUUAUUUUGGAUAUACACUUGUACAAACUAAUUUCAAGCAAUUUCCUUAAGGAAUCAAUAUUCUUUUGAAUAUUAAACAAGCGCAAAGCUCAGCUAUGUUCUUAGGUAGCAGCAGCCUCAGAUAAGAUUAAUUUGUACACAAAGUUACAAAAAUAAAAAUCUGAAAAACUAUUUGUAGCAAUUAUGAACAUUUGUAAACCUUCCCAUAGAAUUUAGGAUUAGGUAUUGCAUUUCACAAUGCAUUGUUAUGUUUCCGGACCGCUUAAAAAGCCUCUUAACCCACGCAAUUCAUCCAGAAAUUCGAGGGGAAAUGAAUAUUAUGUAAGCUUCUCUCAAUGUUCACUCAUAAUUGUGUAACCAGAAUACAUGAAGUACGCCAGUCGAUUGCAAGUAAACUAGCACUUAAGUUAUUAAUUGAUAUUAAUAUAAAUGUGUAUUUUUAAGCUAUCUUAUGACGAAUAAAAAAAUCUAAAAAGUUA